This is a messenger RNA of Hibiscus syriacus, 939 nucleotides long. RefSeq lists its product as uncharacterized. Bases 229 to 876 code for a protein of 215 amino acids. The transcript is spliced from 4 exons. Lineage: Eukaryota; Viridiplantae; Streptophyta; Magnoliopsida; Malvales; Malvaceae. The record is from RefSeq and is a predicted model, not a curated record.
UACACCAUUGUCUUCCUUCCUAAUCCAGGCAGCAGCCAUGCCGUCUAUAAUAUAAAAGCACGUGUUUCUCUACCCUGUCAUUCCACGCCGGCUGCAAAUUCAUCAACCACCUCUCUUCCAUUCCAAACCAUUUUUCCCGAUUCUCAAUUUUUCUCUUGUUUUUUUCUUUUCCCUUUCGCUGUAUAAACGUAUAGUCCCUUUCGCGAGGAAUCUGUACUCUCAAAAGUUAUGUCGACUACUUUAGGAUUUAACUUUACAUGUAAGGUUCCCAUGGAGUCCUGCAAAUCUCAGCCUUCCAUUCUUUGUUUCUUGGUGAUAUCAAAGCUCAAGGGUAAACAUCAAAUUCUAAGAAACUCCAAGCUUCAACCUUCGGCCAGAAGUCUUAGAUUGCAGAAUACUGACAGAAAUAGGAACAUGGCCUUCUGCAACAGUAGCGUUGAACCAGGACCUAUAGUUCCUUCUACUCCUACUCCUGGUCCUGGAUCCUGGAAACCCUGGAUUCUGGGGAUUCUGAUGAGUAUAAUCCUACCCAUGUGGAGGGGCAAUUGGCGGCCAUUAUUAAAACUCAAACUAGAGGAAGCUGAAACUAUAAUAGACACGGUGGAAGCCGUGGCGGAUAUUGUGGAGAAAGUGGCGGAGCAAGUGGAGAACGUGACGGAUGAGCUUGGCGAUCUUUUACCAGAAGGUAAACUUAAGGAUGCACUUGAAACUGUUGAAGAUUUGGCCGAUGCAACGGCUGAUAGUGCACGCAUAGCCGGAGACUUCAUUGACAAGGUAGAAGACAUGGUAGACCAAAUGGAAGAAAAGGUGGAAUCUUUAACGAAACAAAACAGUGGUGAUGAAGAAGCCAAAGAGAAAAAGGAAACACCUGCUUAGGCAAAACAUGUGCAGCUCUCAUCAAUUGUAAUAAUUCAGUCCAGUUCUAUCACUUUUGAAUCA